Molecule: messenger RNA, 1485 nt
Organism: Anopheles maculipalpis
Lineage: Eukaryota; Metazoa; Arthropoda; Insecta; Diptera; Culicidae
Exons: 2
Coding region: 1-1485 (494 amino acids)
Molecular function (GO): protein binding
Source: RefSeq, a predicted model, not a curated record
AUGUCUAAAUUGGAAGUUAAUCUUGAGGAAAAAAUUCAAGUAUGCCCCUACCGUGUUAGCUCACAGUCGUCGGUAGUGGACGAUGCAGAAGAGUUUGCAGAGCUGGAAGAUCCAUGCAGCCAGUUGUCCAAUAUUUUGGAUGAUGACGAACCAGAAACUAUCCUCGAAUGGUAUCGAUUGCAAUCUUUCACCUUUGGGGCAACCACUUACCGGGUCGUCGAAGAGUUGCUGACAACGGUUGAACAAAAUCCUUCGGCAAACGUGGAACUGGACUUGAACCGUUGUGGAUACACAAAUCUACAUGUUCAAAUUGCGCUGGAUGGAUUGCUCCGGACACGCCCAGAGUGUCUGACACGUUUAGAUUUAAGCCGGAACCGCUUGCUUAAUCCGUCGCUGUCGCGAUUGCUGGGAAAUGUGUUGGAAGAGCUGCAAACGAUUGCGCAUCUAUCGCUUUCUUACAAUACGAUCGACGAUGAGUGCAUGAAGAUCUUGAGCAAAGCGUUGUCCAACUCGGGAGUGCGCUUGUUGGAAGUAGCUCACUGUCAAGUUACCGAUCGAGGAGGAUCCUUUCUUUUCAAUGCACUCGCCUACAGCGAUUGUAUAGAGACGAUCGAUGCGAGCUGGAACCAUCUACACAUCGCAAGUGGACAGGCAGUGGGACGGUUUCUGUCCACCCAAAAAUCUGUCCAGCAAUUGAACCUUAAAGGCAAUCAGCUGUACGACGAGGCAUUGUGCAUAAUUCCACUUUUGCUGGGCACCAUUGACAAUGAAACCCUUCAAAAGCUCGAUCUCUCCUGGAAUGGUUUACGCGGGGAAGAACUUGGUCGUGCCCUUUUAAAGACUAUCCCAAAAUCCCACCUAAAAUGUCUCAGCUUAGAACAUAAUCUACUAACACCGCUGGAGAUGUCCUUUAUUGCACGGAUGAUGAAGAAAUGUGAAACACUCGAGCAACUGUGGCUCGGUAGCAACAUGUUCGAGGACACCGUUAUGAUUGAUCUCGUGCGAACUUUCGCGAAGCAUCCUUCGCUGCAAGUAAUUUCCUUCGGGUCGUUCCAAUUCAUCUCACAAGCUGUCGCUAAACUGUGCCGUCUGUGCAAGCGUAAAAGCCCCUCCAAACAGAUCAUCUACCAAGGCGUGAUCAGAGCGAAUCCGGCACGCCCGGUCGAUGUGCAGGAAAUGCUUCUGGAACGUUGCCGAUUCUUGGCCCAGAAACCAAAGAAGGCAAAAGCGAAGCGUGACUUUGGUCACUUGAUGUUGCAGCUAGCGGUGGCAGAAGAUACGGUGUUGGUGCGUGAAGAAUUUGAGCUGGCGGUCAAACGAUUCCGCGUUAAGCUCGAUCGACCAUUGCUCGAAGCGUUGAUGGACGCGUUUGAAGUGCCCAAGAAGCUAGUAGAUACCGGUGCGAUGGCACUAAAGUAUCUCAACAAACAUCCGACCGAUCCACCGAUCGUGAAGAAGGCUAAGAAGGAAAAGGGAAAAAAAUAA